AUGGAUCAACUUGAGAAGAAAGAACUCGAUACAUCUCGCGGUCUUCACUACCGCUACUUCGUUUCUCCACUUUCCACACCAGACUCAAGCAAGCCGACCAUUGUUCUCUGCCAUGGCUGGCCCGACAGCGCAGAAUUGUGGCAAUUCGUCAUCCCACAACUGCUGCAGACGAAAUGCAGACUGCUCGCUCCAGACUUACUUGGCUCGGGUGGAUCUUCGAAGCCUACAGAUCCAGCAGCUUUCCAGAUCCAGCUCAUGGUCGACGAUGUAAUGGAGGUUCUUAAAGCAGAAGGCAUUGAGGACAAAAUCAUCCCAAUGGGUCACGACUGGGGCUCCUACUUCGCCCAACGCCUCUACAUGCUCCACAAGUCCAAAAUGUCAGGCCUCAUAACACUAAACGUAGCAUACAUGCCCCCAAACCCCGAACCCUUCAACCUCGACGCCAUGAACGCCCAAACCAAACAAACAGUCGGCUACCCAAUCUACGCUUACUGGGAACUCUUCGCCGACCCCCAAGUCGGAAAAGUCAUGGACCCCAACCUCGAAUCAGUCUGGUACGCGUGCCACGGCGCCUCCGAAAAGAACUGGAUGCUCCAACUCUUCUGCUCACCCGGUGAAAUAAGAAAAUUCAUCUCCGCAGGACGUACAGACGUCCCAUUAAAAUCCUACGGGAAAAACGAAGGUUUAAAAAAUUCCUGGCUCCACGAAAAGAAGGCUGAAGGGAUGACUUCACAAUGUUCUUGGUAUCGAGCCAUGACGGAGGGGUAUCAGGAUUCUACUGAUAAGUUUUUGGCCGAGGGGGAGAAGGGGAAAGUCACGACUCCUUAUCUUUUCAUCGGGUGUGAUGGGGAUGCGGUUUGUUUGACGGGGUUUAUUGAGGUGGCGAAACAGUCGGGGGCUGUGAGGGAGGAGCUUUUGACUGUGAGGGAGUUGAAUUCGGGGCAUUGGUGUCCGUAUGAGAAACCACAGGAGGUGGCGGAGAUUGUUGUAGAGUGGUUGGGGAGGGAAGGGUUUAUUUGA
Molecule: messenger RNA, 1020 nt
Organism: Pseudocercospora fijiensis CIRAD86
Lineage: Eukaryota; Fungi; Ascomycota; Dothideomycetes; Mycosphaerellales; Mycosphaerellaceae
Exons: 2
Coding region: 1-1020 (339 amino acids)
Molecular function (GO): hydrolase activity
Source: RefSeq, a predicted model, not a curated record